Molecule: messenger RNA, 1108 nt
Organism: Canis lupus familiaris (dog)
Lineage: Eukaryota; Metazoa; Chordata; Mammalia; Carnivora; Canidae
Gene: RCVRN
Product: recoverin
Molecular function (GO): calcium ion binding
Source: RefSeq, marked provisional
CUCCCUGAAGGCCAAGAUGGAUUGGCGACCUGCUGUCAGCUCUUUCUUUUAAUCUGGAGGUGGGGGGGUAGUUCUUGGAGCCUACCCCCUCCCCCGUCCUGGCCCCUCCUCCCUCCAAGUACUGGGAUGAACCAGCCACAAAUCCUCUAAUCCACCAGCACCUCCGGGUCGGUCUCCAGCUGCAGAAGACCACAUCACUCGCCACCCACCCAGCCAGCCCAGCCAGCCAGCGCUGCCCGGCCGGGCCCAGGCGGCCUCACCCAUGGGGAACAGCAAGAGCGGAGCCCUCUCCAAGGAGAUCCUGGAGGAGCUGCAGCUGAACACCAAGUUCACAGAGGAGGAGCUGUGCAGCUGGUACCAGUCCUUCCUGAAGGAGUGCCCCAGUGGCCGCAUCACCAAGCAGGAGUUUCAGAGCAUCUACUCCAAGUUCUUCCCUGAGGCCGACCCCAAGGCCUAUGCCCAGCAUGUGUUCCGCAGCUUCGACGCCAACAGCGACGGCACCCUGGACUUCAAAGAGUAUGUCAUCGCCUUGCACAUGACCUCGGCCGGCAAGACCAACCAGAAGCUUGAGUGGGCCUUCUCGCUCUACGACGUGGACGGCAACGGGGCCAUCAGCAAGAGCGAAGUGCUAGAGAUCGUCAUGGCUAUUUUCAAAAUGAUCAGUCCUGAGGAUGUGAAGCAACUUCCAGAGGAUGAGAACACCCCAGAGAAACGAGCAGAGAAGAUCUGGGGAUUCUUUGGAAAGAAAGAUGAUGAUAAACUUACAGAGGAGGAGUUCAUCGAGGGGACCCUGGCUAAUAAGGAAAUUCUGAGACUGAUCCAAUUUGAGCCUCGAAAAGUGAAGGAAAAAUUAAAAGAAAAGAAACCCUGAUGUUGACUGCUUGGCCCUCCCCGCCCCCCACCCCCGUCUCCCCCAGCACAGAAACCCCCACGUGAGCACGUGCACAUGCCCCAGGGGCCAAGGGGGCUUCCUUGGCCUUAGCAUCCCUCCUCCUCUUCUACCCCCCACCUCCGGUCCCCAGGGCCCAUGCCUCGGUGAUAAUCCCAGGAUUAGGUCAUAGGAGUCCUCAAUAUCACCCCCCACCCCGUGUAAGCUCCUUUGUGGGUU